Magnolia sinica is the source of this 1263-nucleotide messenger RNA. RefSeq names its product NAC domain-containing protein 92-like. The transcript is spliced from 3 exons. The record is from RefSeq and is a predicted model, not a curated record. The coding region runs from base 80 to 1027 and encodes 315 amino acids. Lineage: Eukaryota; Viridiplantae; Streptophyta; Magnoliopsida; Magnoliales; Magnoliaceae. Gene Ontology annotation, biological process: regulation of DNA-templated transcription. Gene Ontology annotation, molecular function: DNA binding.
CUCCUACUUUCAAUCAUAAAAUUUCUGUUUCUCUUUCAUACAUCAAGACCUUUUCUUGUGUGUUUUGUAUCAUUUUGAAAUGCAGGAGAAUCUCCCACCUGGGUUUAGAUUCCACCCAACUGAUGAAGAGCUCAUCACUUAUUAUCUGACUCGGAAGGUUUCUGAUUUUAGCUUCGUCAGUCGAGCAAUCACAGACGUCGAUCUCAAUAAGUGCGAACCGUGGGAUCUUCCAGGCAAAGCUACAAUGGGUGAGAGAGAGUGGUAUUUCUUUAGCCUGAGAGAUCGAAAAUACCCAACUGGCCUUCGAACGAAUCGGGCCACAGACGCAGGCUAUUGGAAAACCACAGGCAAAGAUAAGGAGAUCUUCCAUUCAGGAGUAAUUGUUGGUAUGAAGAAAACCCUAGUAUUUUACAUGGGUAGAGCUCCCAAGGGAGAGAAGAGCAAUUGGGUGAUGCAUGAAUAUAGACUCCACAACAAGCUUGCUUACAGGACUGCAAAGGAGGAAUGGGUGGUUUGUAGGGUGUUCCAAAAGAGUUCCACAGGAAAAAAACCUCCACCUUUGAUGGAGUCUUCUAAUGAGCUAGGAGAGAUUGAUAUGCCGGACUUGAGUACUCUUAUAAGUCCUUCAGUUAGCCUUAAUGCCAUUUCUAAUGCUACUGGCAGCAGCAACAACCACAAUAACAACAACGGGAGCAACAGCAAUAACAACCACAACAACAACAAUAUGGAUAUUAACAUGGACGUGAAUUGGGGUUUUGGCGGGGAAAUGACAAAUCAUUCGUCGCCCACAUUGCCAUCAAGCAUGUUGAACUCGAAUCUUUUGUCGAAUUCAUCCAUCCUAAGGGCAUUGCACUACAACUCUUAUCAACCACGAGAAUCGGCAGGUGUUAUUGUAGACCCUUUCUCAGCACAAGGAGAGCGUUUCAGAACCAAUUUGAACUCGAAUUUCCCUGCUUCUUCAUCUACGGGCAUUAGUUCCGUUCAACAACCGCCAUUCCAUCAUGCAUCGGUCUGGCGAAGGUGUUGAAACUGUGGAACCAGAAAAAGAAGAGAAAAGAAAAGAAAAGAAAAGAAACCAACUUGCUAGCUAAUUUGCAUCACUUAUCUCGAUGAUGUAACUAUUGCCAUGUAAGUAGUACUGAGGCUGCGAAAAUUCCAAAGGUGUUGUUGGAAAAAAAAAAAAAAAAAAACACCCACAUUGUACUUGGAUCAAAUGCUUACAUAUCCAAUUGCAAACAUUAGUUCUAUGAAUCAUUUAAAAGA